UCCCUGCUCCCCUCCCCCUGCUAUAGAAAAGCCUCAGCAGGUGAGUCUGCCCUUCAUUCUACUCUGCGGCAGCAACGAGAGCGACACCUCCACCCCUUGACAUUGGCACCUGCUGGGGGGCUCAGCCUGAACCUGGAAUGCACCUGACACAGGUGGGCAAUUUGCGCAGAGGAUUAGUUGGCCUUUAAGCAGCAUCAUUGCACAGUUCCGCGGGGGCGAUGGAUAAAGGAGCGAAUGUGCAGAACCCGUACGCGAGCGUCACCAUCCCGCGGGCCCAGCUGAAGAGCAGUUUUGUGCGCCGCACCCUGGGAGAGGAGGACCUGGAUGGGCUCGUUAUUGCCAACCCCACGGCGGUGCCAAGUUACCCCUCGUACUCGGCGCAAGACAGGUACAGCAGCGACGUAACAACUCCUGCCCCGAGGGAGGCCAAUAAAGUGCGCACCCAGGAGUCAUGGAGACGACCCCACAAUCCAUACGCCGACCCACCCCAGAACGGCGGCCACCCACCCGGGAUGUACGACAUCGACCUGGACAAGAGGAACAAGGUGGGUGCGACAGUGUCGCAGGAGGAGGAGCCAUGCUGCUGUUACCCCUGCUGCAAAUGCUGCGGCUGCUGUCGCAAGAGUUGCUGCGUCGUCUCCUAAUCUGAAGUUCCAGAGAAAGAACUGCCCGCUGGCUUCAGCCCCAUGGAAUGAUUCUUUUUGGGGGUGUCUGGCUCCCACAAACUCUCCGCUUGCUCAUCUUGGGCGACUUGUGUUGCCAAAUCCAAUCCACACUCCUCUUUUCCACGGACAGACAGACUCACGUGUUGUUGCCAAGCAGCGGGACUCUAGCAACCAGCAAAGCACAGUGCCAAGGCUGCCCUGGGAUUAUUAUUGUAAUGUAUCAUUCAUUUGUAUUUAUCCACAGAUUGCAAUUUACUCCUAAUUAUAAAACCCCACAUUUGUGGUGCAGUGGGGGGUGGUCCCUGGGGGUCCAUGCCACAAAGCUCAUGCUUCAAUCACAUGUUAGCAAUUUGCAGUUGGUCUAUGAUUUUGUGUUCUUUGUAGUGCCAGGAAUAUUUCAAAUUUUAACUGGCAGUUUGGCAUUUGAAUGGUUACUAGGGACCACCUGGCCUUAGCAACCAGGCAGAUGUCCGACUGGGAAAUGAAUAGGGAAAGAGAAAUAAUAAAGCCCCUGAUUGUAUUUGGGGUGCCCAGCCCAUCAACUGGGGAGACGUUUAAAUCUACAUUGCAAAGUGGAAGAACCAGGAGGCAAAGAAAGUUUAAAAUGAGGACCAACUGCAACACUGAUCAGAUUGAUUCCAUUUACAACAUGCUAAUUAUAGGGCUCCCUCCCCCCAUACAUGGAUUGGCUAUAGGAAAUAAGGGCUGUCGGUGGGGAGGAGCUUUCGUCUUCAAGUGUAGUUACCCUUUAAACUGAUGUGCCCCCAAUUGGGCGGGGCUUACACAGAGACCAGGUCCGAGGAAUGCUGCACAAGAUCACUGCUAUUUUUUAUAUAAGAAAUUAAAUGAUUGAAUUAAAGGCUCCUAAACUGA
Molecule: messenger RNA, 1538 nt
Organism: Xenopus laevis (African clawed frog)
Lineage: Eukaryota; Metazoa; Chordata; Amphibia; Anura; Pipidae
Gene: cysrt1.L
Product: cysteine-rich tail protein 1
Exons: 2
Coding region: 219-644 (141 amino acids)
Source: RefSeq, a predicted model, not a curated record